UCCCCCCGGCCGUCCCCCCGCUCCCCGGCGGCGCGGCACCCGCUGCCCGGCCGAGCGGCUCUGCCUGCGCCGCCCCGCCAUGGAGCAGGGGCCGGCGGGGGGGUCCGGCCCUGCUGCCGCCGGCGGCACCGGGGGUCUGCUGCUGCCCCUGAGCGAGACCGAGCAGCAGCGCUACUCCGAGCUCUUCUCGCGGUGCUGCCCGCCCCCUGAGGCGGCCGCCGGGGGGAGCAGCGUGGGCGAACUGUUCCGGGCCUCCCAGCUGCCCCCGGACACGCUGCACCAGAUUACAGAAGUAUGUGGAGCCAAGCGUGUGGGUUAUUUUGGUCCUGCUCAAUUUUAUAUUGCUUUGAAGUUAAUUGCAGCAGCACAGUCAGGGUUCCCAGUACGGAUUGAGAGCAUUAAGAAUGAAUUGCCUCUACCAAGAUUUAUGGCGCUGAAAAAUGACACUGAAGUACGUUAUGGGACUCCGGCAGAAUUCCAUGGAGUUAAAUUUCAGGUUCCACAUGCAACUUUGGAAAAAAAUUCCUACAAAAGAACAGAUGAAGGGGACAAGCAGGAACCCAAGUCUCCUCCAAUGUCUCCAAUUUGCUCGCCUCCUGCUUCUCCAUCUACCUACCAGAGAAUACCCCUAAGUUAUGGAUAUGGUAAAGCAAGAAGUGGGCUGGAACAGCAGCAUGGAGCUUCUUAUGAAGUCAGACACUCUACUCACCAGCAAGAUGGACCAUCUUCAGGGAACUAUGGAGCCAAAUCUGCACUCACCUGUUCAACUCCUAACCGGUCUCUUUCAGUGGAGCGGGAGCAGCAGGACAGCAGCACCCAGUACUCAGAUGACCCUUGGAGGAUAACAGAGGAGCAGCGAGAUUACUACAUCAACCAGUUCAGGUCCCUGCAGCCCGACCUCAAUGCUUUCAUUUCAGGUUCUGUAGCAAAGAAUUUCUUCACAAAAUCAAAGCUGCCCAUCCCGGAACUUUCUCACAUCUGGGAGCUGAGUGAUGUGGACUGUGAUGGGGCACUGACACUCCCGGAGUUUUGUGCCGCUUUCCACCUUGUGGUUGCGAGGAAGAAUGGCUACCAGCUGCCUGAGACACUGCCAGAGACACUGCUGCCCGAGUACCUUCAAGCAGCUUGUUUGAAGCCCUGUUGUGCACUGUUUGACUCUUAUUCUGAGCCCUUGCCAAGCAGUCAGCAGACUCGGGACUUGAGUCGGGCAGAGAAGUCAUCAGCUGAAGAGGUACCUGAUAACUCUGCCCUAUUACAAGAUGGAAAGAAAGAUGACAAACAAGCUGUUAAAGUAAGCACUACUCUCAAAACUAUACCAAAGGAAUUUCAGCACUUGACUGUAAAAGCAGCUGCUCAAGAACCUAAUGCACUCAGAGCCAGACCACGAUCCAGGUCUUAUUCUAGCACAUCAAUAGAAGAUGCCAUGAAAAAGGGAGAAGAGCCCCCUACUCCACCUCCAAGGCCACAAAAAUCACAUUCCAGAGCUUCCUCUUUGGAUCUGAACAAAAUAUUUCAGCAAAACACGCAAGCUGUGAGGUCUGGCUGGCUGCCCCCACCACCACCUGCACUACCCCCUCGACCUUCUGUAUCUCAGACAGAGCAACCAUCUGAGGUUGAAUUACAUCCUCAGAUGAACAGACCCUCAUCACAGGCAGAAGAAAACAGUUCAGCAAAAAAGGAGGUUGUUCUUGCUCAACCACCCUCCAAACCUGCCCGCAGGAAGCUCCGGACGGAGGCACAAGGGCUGGAGACCCCUGAGCUUUCUCCCACUAUAAAUGUGACUUCUUCCCUGCCAGCAGUCAAGCCUCAUCUCCCAGUCCAAAAACAGUCUUCCAAGCAGAAAAGGGCUAUUCAGACCGCUAUACGAAAAAACAAAGAAGCCAAUGCUGUCCUCGCCAGGUUGAACAGUGAGCUCCAGCAGCAGCUGAAGGAGGUUCACAAGGAGCGCAUUGCCUUGGAAACGCAGCUGGAGCAGCUUCGUCCUGUCACCGUUCUGUGACUUCCUGCAUGGCCGUGCAGGAGCAGAGCAGUGUCCAGCAGCCUUGCAAGGAGAGGAGUUCUGUGCAGCUGAGCAGGGUCUCUGCCAAGGCAGUGGGGAGCACUGGCCUUGCUGGCUCUCUCCUCAUCCCAUUUCACACAUUUUGCCUUUGCAGGUGAGGAAGGUACAGAAAACAAAUACCUGACUAUGGAAUAUUUCUGAGUGGGGGAUGCUUUGCCUUUUUUCCUCCCCCUUCCCAGCCUAAUGUGUAAAUGCAGUUUAUCACUGAAAUGAAUAACCUGAGAGUAUUUUAUUUAUGUAAAGAAUUCCUGAUUUAUAUGCGUUUUGGCAGCACCUCCUGCCCCAAUCGUUAAGAGCUACAGCAUUCCUGAGUUCUUGCUUAAAUUGAAAACUCAUCCUCUGAGAUGGGCUUCUGGAUGUUACUGAUUCCUGUAGGAUUGUAUCAUUGUAGAGUACCUGUGGAUUUAACAUACCACAGGAAAAGAACUUGGAAGAUGUACAGAAUCUUUAUCCUAAAUCACAUGUCAAAUAAUUAUUUUCUUAGUACUGUUUAUUAUGCAAUCACGGAUGUAUUUUAAUGUUAGAGAACUUGUAUUUUAUUAGUUCAAGUCAUAUAAGAGAACAGUAAAAAAUACUAAAAUAUAAUUAUUUUGGAAAUUAGGAAAAAAAAUCUUUUUGGGCUACAGAGCUACAGCUGUUUCUAAUCAUGAGUAUUUGAGCACUUGCUUGCAACUACCAGUGUCUCUGCAUUCUUUUAGCAUGUUUGAGAUGGCUGGUGUAUAGUUUUUUUUCUUUUCAUUUUUUCCUUUAACCAACAGUGUAUUUCUAACAAGAGGUUAAAAAUGCAUUCAGGGCAUUUUUAUAAAUGCUAUUCUAUGUACAUUUGUAUUAGUCUGCUUUGUUGUCUUAAUAGCUGCUGAUUUGUUUUAAGGAUGUGUAUAAAAACUGUAUUUCCAGAAGAGGGAAGAUAGCAGAAGUGCUAUGUAUGAGGCUAUAAAAUGUGAGAUGGAAGUAAUUGCCUUUUACAGCAGGCUUUUGUUAAGGUUCCUUUGCACAUCAGUGGAGAUGCUACUGAUAGGAGAAAGCUGCUAAUGCCCAGCUGUUUUCUAAAGGAAGAAGCAAAGCUUAAUCUUUAACCUGCAUUUGAUCCAGGGCCAGCUGAAUUCCAUAGGGAUUUUUCCCUGGAUGCAGUGGUGGCUUUGGUCUCAGUUCUUACAGUGGAAGCUGGCUAUGAAUGUUGCAGUAUUUCUUGAGGCAGUACUCUUGGAUUGGGUGACUUAAGACAUGUCAGCCCUGCUCCCACCAUGGGUAUGGUGUGCUUUACUGCGAGGGGAUGUCACCUACCUGUUGUCCACCUUAAACAUGACCCUGCACAUGUCUCACUGACUUGAUUUAAGUGUUUGUGGUUGCCUUGCAGAAACGGUGCAGUAAUUUUGUCACCCUUGUGGGUGUGAUGCUUGCUCCCUGUAGCUGUAGGAUGGCCUGGGGCUGAGAGGAAGGAGAAGCAGGUUUGAAGCAGCUGGGUAACCUCUCCUCGGGGUGUGUCAUGGAAUGGCUGCCUCGGCAUGUCAGGGGGCACCGGAGCAGCCAAAAGUUUUGUUGAGAGAUAAGAAAGGCAUCACUGGGAGUGCUUGAAGUGGUAAGGAAACAGUCUACUUUUGCUGAAAGGAAUGUGGAAGGAGGAUGUGAAUCCAGAAGUCUGCAGGUGAAAAUAAGCAUUGGCAGAAUUGUUACUGAAAGUCUCUUUUUGUAAUGCACUAGUUUUGAUUCAACUAAAGAUCGUUGUGUCAACAAGCAACAGCUGUUCUUCUGGAUUUGGGACUUCUCUCAUGUGGCUGUUGCAUAGCUGGGGUCAGAUGGUCAUUCCUGGUCAGUGACAAAUGUGAGGAAUGCAAGCUUUUCUGGGAAUCUGCAAAAAAACCACUGCCCUCUUGCUAAUAGUGGUAUUGCUGAGAAUUUAUCAUCAUUCAUUUCAUUUGUUCAUAAUACAACCGAUUCAUUCCUGAGAUUUAAUGAGGUUAAGUGCUUGCCCUGUUUGCUUUUUAGUUCAUACAUUGUAAUUUGGCUAAUAAGACCUUACUAUUUCAUACGAAAUAAUCAUAUGGCACACUUGGUUUUGUUCUAUGGGUAAUUUUUUAAGGAAGGCUUUUAAAUUACUACAAAGAAGCGUGUACAUUGCAUUUUUAAGGCAGUAGAGGACUUUUUCAUGUUUGAAAAACAUUCAUUUCACCUUUAUUUAUUUCCCAUUUAUUUCACCUGAGUUAUUCAUGGAAUAGGCACUCUUCAAGGGAAGAAUGGAAGAGUCUGCUUUAUACUGUCUUUUUCAAAUGUCUCCCUUCUAAAAUCCAGGAGGUUUUUUUAUUCACUGGAAAUUAUGAUACUUGCUUAGCCAACAAUGAAAUACUUGCUUGGUGUUACUUUACCACUGGAUUAAUAAAUAAAAGUAUUUAACAAUC
Molecule: messenger RNA, 4455 nt
Organism: Serinus canaria (Common canary)
Lineage: Eukaryota; Metazoa; Chordata; Aves; Passeriformes; Fringillidae
Gene: REPS2
Product: RALBP1 associated Eps domain containing 2
Exons: 18
Coding region: 80-1999 (639 amino acids)
Biological process (GO): endosomal transport; endocytosis
Cellular component (GO): cytoplasm; plasma membrane
Molecular function (GO): calcium ion binding; protein binding
Source: RefSeq, a predicted model, not a curated record